This is a messenger RNA of Brassica rapa (field mustard), 1737 nucleotides long. RefSeq names its product stearoyl-[acyl-carrier-protein] 9-desaturase 5, chloroplastic. The record is from RefSeq and is a predicted model, not a curated record. Gene Ontology annotation, molecular function: stearoyl-[ACP] desaturase activity. Gene Ontology annotation, biological process: fatty acid biosynthetic process. Gene Ontology annotation, cellular component: chloroplast stroma. NCBI's taxonomy places the organism in Eukaryota, Viridiplantae, Streptophyta, Magnoliopsida, Brassicales, Brassicaceae.
CAGACAUAAUGGCAUUGUCGUGUACUAAAGCAAAGGGACAUUGAAAUGUCACAUUGCUUAACAUAUCACAUCAUCACGCUGCAGAGUUUCUCAAUUUGCUCGUUUGUUUCUUCGCCUUUCUCGUCCUUAGCUUUUUCUUCCCUCCAUAAAUACCUACCUAUAUAGACAAAUUCACUCUGUUAUCAUCGAAAAUUUCUAUUUAUCUUUUUCGUUUUAUUCCUUCUCUAUAAUAAUCUUGUCCCCAUUGUUAUAAAGAAAAGAAGGUGAGGGGAAAACAAAGCAAUGGUUAUGGCUAUGGAUCGGAUCGCUUUUACCUCAUCCCCAUCCGCUUAUCAACGUUCUUAUCAUCCUCAUGGCUACAGAUCUUCAAGAGUUUUCAUGUCUUCUACCAUUCGUCCCGCCUCUACAGAGGUUACCAAUGGAAGGAAACCCUAUCUCCCUCCUCGAGAGGUGCAACUUCAAGUGAAGUACUCAAUGCCACCACAAAAGCUGGAGAUCUUCAAGUCCUUAGAAGAAUGGGCUAAUGACAACUUGUUGCCUUACCUAAAACCCGUUGAGAAAUCAUGGCAGCCAACUGAUUUCCUCCCUGAACCAGAGUCAGAAGGUUUCUAUGACCAAGUCAAGGAGUUAAGAGAGAGGUGUAAAGAGCUUUCUGACGACUACUUUGUAGUCCUUAUUGGUGAUAUGAUCACAGAGGAAGCACUUCCCACUUAUCAGACCAUGAUUAAUACGUUGGACGGUGUUAGAGAUGAGACUGGAGCAAGUCCUACUCCUUGGGCAGUGUGGACGAGGGCCUGGACUGCCGAGGAGAAUAGGCAUGGUGAUCUUCUUAACAAGUAUCUUUACCUCUCUGGAAGAGUAGACAUGAGGCAGAUUGAAAAGACCAUUCAAUAUCUGAUUGGUUCUGGAAUGGAUCCAAAGACUGAAAACAACCCUUACUUGGGUUUCAUCUACACUUCUUUUCAAGAAAGAGCAACUUUCAUCUCCCAUGGAAACACUGCUGGCCUGGCAAAGAAGCUCGGGGACUCGAAACUAGCGCAGAUUUGCGGCACCAUUGCCGCUGAUGAGAAGCGUCAUGAGACUGCUUACACCAAGAUUGUAGAAAAGCUUUUUGAGAUUGAUCCUGACACCACUGUUGUAGGCUUUGCUGACAUGAUGAAGAAAAAGAUAGCCAUGCCUGCUCAUUUGAUGUAUGAUGGUUGUGAUGACAAUCUGUUUGAGCAUUUCUCCUCCGUGGCCCAGAGGCUUGGUGUCUACACUGCUAGAGACUAUGCUGAUAUACUGGAGUUUCUUGUGAGGCGGUGGAACGUGGAGAACUUGGUAGGCCUUUCUGGUGAUGGACACAAGGCCCAGGACUAUCUCUGUAAAUUGCCUGCUAGGAUCCGCAAACUCGAAGAGAGGGCUCAAGGGAGAAACAAAGAUGCUGCAAGAAACAUACCCUUCAGCUGGAUAUUCGGCCGAGAGAUCAGGGCUUAAAAGAAGUAAUAACAUGAUGCAAUUCUCCUCACCAUCACCAUGACAAGGAGGUUCAGAAAGUAUGUUUUGUAUUGGAAGAUAUGUUAGAUAAAAAGUAUGUGUUUAGCCUUGUUUUGUUUUGGAUCACUUUUUCUAUUUAUUUGUUUCAGAUUCUCCAUUUGUUCUAGACUUCUAGUAUUGUUGUAUCCACUUCCUCAAUGUUUCUCUCUCAAAUUUCCUACAAUUUGUAAUUUUUAAAAUUAUUUGCAUUGUGUUUUCGUA